AUGGCUACCCAGCACGAGGAGGAUAAGGCUACCACUCUCCCUCCCAACAUGCGAAACUACAAAUUCACCGGUCCUCUCCGACCCGUCUACCCCCUUUCCAAGAAGCGGGAAGUGCCUGCUCAUAUCCCUCGACCAGACUAUGCCGACCACCCCCAGGGAAUGUCACUUAGCGAGGCUGUCAGGGAAAGAAGUGCCAAGAUUUUGACCAAGGAGGAACAAGAUGGUGUUCGUAAAGUCUGCCGCCUUGCCCGAGAGGUCCUCGACAUUGUCGCCGCUGCCGUCAAGCCGGGAGUGACGACCGACGAACUCGACGCUAUCUGCCAUGCCGCCUGUAUCGAACGUGAUUCCUACCCCUCGCCGCUCAACUAUGUCAAGUUCCCCAAGAGCAUAUGUACGAGUGUGAACGAGGUCAUCUGUCAUGGUAUCCCGGAUCAGAGGCCGUUAGUGGAAGGAGACAUCGUCAACUUGGAUGUCACUCUCUACCACGGAGGCUACCACGGUGAUCUCAACGCUACCUAUCCCGUGGGCAAAUGUGACUCUGAAUCACUCGACCUCAUCGCCACCACCAAAGCUGCCACUGAAGCUGCCAUCGCCAUCUGCAAACCCGGGGUACCCUACCGCGAGAUUGGCAACAAGAUCGAAGAGAUCAUCAAACCCAAGGGUUAUGGUAUUGUCCGCCGAUACACUGGCCAUGGAAUCAACCAGUUGUUCCACUGCCUGCCUACGAUCGUGCAUUACGGGGGUUCAAAGACACCCGGUAGGAUGGAAGCUGGUCAGGUGUUUACGAUAGAGCCUAUGGUCAACUUGGGAAGCGCGAACCUGGAGCAUUGGAACGAUGACUGGACGGCGGUCACUGUGGAUGGUAGGAGGUCGGCGCAGUUUGAAGAGACCAUCUUGUCAGUACUUUGAUCUUUGACCGGGUUUAUAGUGCUGAUUCGUGUACAGGAUCACCGAGACGGGCGCGGAAAUCCUUACUAGAAUUCCCGCUUCUUCGUCUUCCAAAAAGAACAAGAAGAAGAAGAAGAACGCUUCCGCUGCUGCCAAUGGCACUGCCACUCCUGACAGCUCAGCGACUCCCGAAGUAGGCACGCCUGCGUCCGAAGUUGCAAAGGGCCUCAACGGGCUCGAGGUUGAGGCUUCUUCAUGAAUUUGACUUUUCCUCUUUCCACUGGGAUCGGUGAUGCUGGCAUA
Messenger RNA from Cryptococcus amylolentus CBS 6039, 1191 nucleotides. RefSeq names its product methionine aminopeptidase, type I, variant. The transcript is spliced from 5 exons. Lineage: Eukaryota; Fungi; Basidiomycota; Tremellomycetes; Tremellales; Cryptococcaceae. The record is from RefSeq and is a predicted model, not a curated record. Gene Ontology annotation, molecular function: metalloaminopeptidase activity. The coding region runs from base 1 to 909 and encodes 302 amino acids. Gene Ontology annotation, biological process: proteolysis.